This is a messenger RNA of Acanthoscelides obtectus, 570 nucleotides long. The record is from the annotation of a GenBank genome assembly. Lineage: Eukaryota; Metazoa; Arthropoda; Insecta; Coleoptera; Chrysomelidae.
AAAAUUGUAUAAGUUAUGUACUGCGGAGGUUAUACAUUUAAUUUGAAAAUAUGCUGUGGACUUGAUAACACAGGUGGAGGCAAUGCAUCAUCUAACGUUGUUAUGUCUUUGAUGAGUGAGCUUUUAGACCCUGGACGGAUACUUUACACUGACAAUUAUUAUACCAGUGUUUCAUUGGCUACCAAAUUGUUACAAAGAAACACGCAUCUCGUAGGAACAGUGAGGUCCAAUAGAAAAGGAAACCCAAAAGAAGUAUUGAAUAAAAAAUUGAAAAAACAUGAAGUAAUAGGUCAGGAGAGCGGUACCGGCAUUGUAAUGCUCAAAUGGAAAGAUACUCGUGAUGUGUUACUAUUGACCACAGUACACACUGAUGAAAUAAUCAAAGUUCAUCAGCGUGGAAGAGAAAUUAAAAAACCGCAAGCUAUAGUUGAUUACAAUAAAUCGAAAGCUUAUAUUGACUUGAACCUGAACAUCUACACCUCGUUAAUAUCAAUCGAUAACCGCCGCCAAAUAUCGAGUAAUUUAAUCAGCGCCAGGGAGUCGCUGGCUGCUGGCAGCGACCAUAGAUAA